ACGCCGGCGAGAUCGGAGUGGGUCUUCAGGCACCGAAGGGAUUGAACUAAUGGCGGAUGCUGAGGCGAGCGCUGAGUUGCCGGAGGAGGCCAGACCCGACAGGGGCACCUUGCAGGUGCUGCGAGAUAUGGCCGGCCGCUUGCGAAUCCAUUCCAUCAGAGCCACAUGCUCCACGAGCUCCGGCCAUCCUACAUCUUGUAGCAGUUCUGCUGAGAUCAUGUCUGUGCUGUUCUUCUACAUCAUGAGGUACAAGCAGUCAGAUCCAGAGAAUCCGGGCAAUGACCGAUUUGUCCUCGCAAAGAGACUGUCGUUUGUUGAUGUGGCAACAGGAUGGCUUGGACAAGGACUGGGAGUUGCAUGUGGAAUGGCAUAUACUGGCAAGUACUUCGACAGGGCCAGCUACCGGGUGUUCUGCCUCAUGAGUGACGGCGAGUCCUCAGAAGGCUCUGUCUGGGAGGCAAUGGCCUUUGCUUCCUACCACAGUCUGGACAAUCUUGUGGCAAUCUUUGAUGUGAACCGCCUGGGACACAGUGGUGCAUUGCCUGCCGAGCACUGCAUAGAGAUCUAUCAGAGGCGCUGCGAAGCCUUCGGGUGGAACACUUAUGUGGUGGAUGGCCGGGACGUGGAGGCACUGUGCCAGGUGUUCUGGCAGGCUUCUCAGGUGAAGCACAAGCCCACUGCUGUGGUGGCCAAGACCUUCAAGGGCCGGGGCACCCCAAGUAUUGAGGAUGCAGAAAGUUGGCAUGGAAAGCCAAUGCCGAGAGAAAGAGCAGAUGCCAUUAUCAAAUUAAUUGAGAGCCAGAUACAGACCAGCAGGAAUCUUGACCCACAGCUCCCCAUUGAGGACUCACCUGAAGUCAACAUCACAGAUGUAAGGAUGACCUCUCCACCUGAUUACAGAGUUGGUGACAAGAUAGCUACUCGGAAAGCAUGUGGCUUGGCUCUGGCUAAGCUGGGCUACGUGAACAACAGAGUUGUUGUGCUGGAUGGUGACACCAAGCACUCUACCUUCUCUGAGAUAUUCAACAAGGAGUACCCUGAGCGCUUCAUCGAGUGCUUUAUGGCUGAGCAAAACAUGGUGAGCGUGGCACUGGGCUGUGCCUCCCGUGGACGGACCAUUGCUUUUGCUAGCACCUUUGCUGCCUUUCUGACUCGAGCAUUUGAUCACAUCCGGAUAGGAGGCCUCUCUGAGAGCAACAUCAACAUUAUUGGUUCCCACUGUGGGGUAUCUGUUGGUGAAGAUGGUGCUUCCCAGAUGGCCCUGGAGGAUAUAGCCAUGUUCCGAACCAUUCCCAAGUGCACGAUCUUCUACCCAACUGAUGCCGUCUCCACGGAGAAUGCUGUUGCUCUGGCGGCCAAUGCCAAGGGGAUGUGCUUCAUUCGGACCACCCGACCAGAAACUAUGGUUAUUUACACCCCACAGGAACGCUUUGAGAUCGGACAGGCCAAGGUCCUCCGCCACUGUGUCAGUGACAAGGUCACAGUUAUUGGAGCUGGAAUUACUGUGUAUGAAGCCUUAGCAGCUGCUGAUGAGCUUUUGAAACAAGAUAUUUUUAUCCGUGUCAUCGACCUGUUUACCAUUAAACCUCUGGAUGUCGCCACCAUCAUCUCCAGUGCAAAAGCCACAGAGGGCCGGAUCAUUACAGUGGAGGAUCACUACCCGCAAGGUCCCCAACAGCUUUGAGAAUCGGAGUGCCACAGACCCCCACACUCAGGCAGCCCUUGCUGUAGGUUGAGGCAGAGCAGUUUGGAAACUGGCAGUUUAGAAUAAGAACUCCGCAGGCCCAUCGGAGUGGCUGUUCACAUGAAGCAGAUUUUCCCCUGGGAAGCUGCAGAUUGGUGAGGCUUUAAGGCUGACGAGCUGCUUUCACAAAAGGGCCUAACAUCCUUGUUUCCCCAGGUGGCAUCGGGGAAGCUGUCUGUGCAGCCGUCUCCAUGGAUCCUGACAUUCAGGUUCAUUCGCUGGCAGUGUCGGGAGUGCCCCAGAGUGGGAAGUCUGAGGAAUUGCUGGAUAUGUAUGGAAUUAGUGCCAGACAUAUCAUAGUGGCCGUGAAAUGCAUGUUGCUGAACUAAAAUAGCUGUUAGCUUUGGUCUUUUGGCCUCUUUACCCUGUGUUUAUGUUUGUUCCAAAACCCUCAUUUAAAUCUAUACUGUCAUGCUUUGUUUCUUAAAAGCAAAGCCAGCUAACACUUUCCUUCAUCCCUAGUUCGGAAAUUCAAGCUUAACUACUUAUCCUUUAAACUGUGACUGCAUAUGCAAGUACUGCUCUAAUUUUUGGAUUAUUAAAGGGAGUCACACAACUUUUAAGUGAAAAAAAUAGGUAACAAAACAACCACCUGAUAGUAAGUUUUCUGAUAAGACUAUAGAUAAGUGGUAGAGGUAAUCAAUUCUUCCGAAGUGUUUCCUUCGUGAAUAAGUGGUAAAGGUAAUAGUUUUUUCAGUGUAUUUUCUUCGUGAGUAAAGAAAAUGUGGAUUGAAGUAUAGAUUCCAGUAGCCUAGUUUCCACAGCACGAUAACACCAUGACACCUAGUGCUGUUCCCACCUUGGAAUUCUGUGUGCUGCCAUCCCACCCGCAGCUGCCCUGGAAUUCCCUUCGCUGUUUGCCUUCAUCUCCCUCCACAGUUGAGAGGCUGUCAGGCAGCAGCGAAAGCUUGUUAGGAUGUCCUGUGCUGCUUGUGAUGAGAGCCUCCACACUGUACUGUUCAAGUCAAUGUUAAUAAAGCAUUUCAAAACCA
Molecule: messenger RNA, 2736 nt
Organism: Pongo pygmaeus (Bornean orangutan)
Lineage: Eukaryota; Metazoa; Chordata; Mammalia; Primates; Hominidae
Gene: TKTL1
Product: transketolase like 1
Exons: 13
Coding region: 50-1684 (544 amino acids)
Molecular function (GO): thiamine pyrophosphate binding; transketolase activity
Source: RefSeq, a predicted model, not a curated record